CCUCGCGCAGCUGAGAGUGAGUGAGUGUGGAGGGACAUGAUAUCGACUGUCAGUGCUGCUCUUCCCCGCACACAACAUGGGCUCCACCGCCCAUACCACCAAAACCAGAGCUCGAGCAUCACCGCAAUGCACCGGACUCGGUUCUGUGUCGUGGAUCGCGUGUAUUGUUGAGAUUUCUGAGGUGUAAAAUGUGGGUGAUGGUGCUGUGGACAAGAUGGCAGCAGUAUGAGACACACACAUCUACAUGCUGUGAGUUCAGUUGAAGUGUGUAAAAUGAUCGGAGAAGACCUGGAUUAUAUCUAUUGUUACUUCGUGUGAAAGGUAUGGCCUCACAAGUCUUGGUCUACCCACCACAUGUUUUUCAAACUCAGACAAGUGCCUUUUGUAGUGUGAAGAAACUCAAAGUCGAGCCCAGGAACUGUGUUUACCAUGAGAGGGCCUACCCACAGACUUACUUGAAUGGUAGAACCGUUGGCAUUGCUUACCCGACAAAACUCACCGCUUCGUUGAAGACACAAGAUUCUGUGAUUAGCAGACACCACGGGCAGGAUUUUCUUUUGCAGACGGCUACUGUACACGGCGUGCGACGUCAGCAUACAACCACAGCAACCCAGCAGCAAAAAGGGGGCAUCUCCUCUCAGGAAAAGGGGCCAGAGCACAAGGACAAAGGAAGGGGUUGCAGCAGUGGAGCUACAGGGGCAGUUGGAAGGGGUAGGGGAGAGGGAAGCGGCAGUCAAGAAGGAGGUGGAGGACAGGGUGGAGGUGACAGUAAAGGUGGUGGAGGAGAGGACAAGGGUGAACGGAAAGACUGUGGAGGUUUUAACUUGCAAGACAGCUCCCACAGAUGCGGGCUGAAACGUAAGAGUGGGGAGCUUGAGAACUUGGGGAGCGCCAUGCAGAUAGUAGAGGACCUGUCAAUGUUACCUGCAAUGUUGCAAUCAAACGUGGGAAACCCACCGGUUGCAGUGCCAGCGGCGGCCGGUGGAGGGCCUUCAAAGCAAGGUGGAAAUUCCAGAAAUGGGGAUGGAGACUACCAGUUGGUGCAGCAUGAGUUGCUUUGCUCGUUGAAGAACACCUAUGAGGUAUUAGACUUCCUCGGCCGUGGUACUUUCGGCCAGGUUGUGAAAUGCUGGAAACGAGGCACCAGUGAUAUUGUGGCAGUGAAGAUCCUGAAGAAUCAUCCAUCAUAUGCACGACAGGGACAGAUUGAGGUGGGGAUCCUGGCUCGCCUCAGCAGUGAGAAUGCAGACGAGCAUAAUCUUGUGCGAGCUUUCGAGUGUUUCCAGCACCGCAGCCACACCUGCCUUGUGUUUGAGAUGCUGGAGCAGAACCUGUACGACUUCCUCAAGCAAAACAAAUUUAGCCCGCUACCUCUGAAGGUAAUCCGUCCCAUUCUUCAGCAGGUGGCCAUGGCACUAAAAAAAUUGAAGGCCAUGGGACUGAUUCACGCGGACCUAAAGCCUGAGAACAUAAUGCUGGUGGACCCUGUACGCCAGCCCUACCGAGUGAAAGUCAUAGACUUUGGCUCAGCCAGUCACGUCUCCAAAGCAGUCUGCUCAACGUACCUCCAGUCACGGUACUACAGGGCUCCUGAGAUUAUUCUUGGCCUGCCUUUUUGUGAAGCCAUAGACAUGUGGUCGCUGGGAUGUGUGAUUGCGGAGCUCUUCUUGGGCUGGCCCCUCUACCCAGGAGCCCUCGAGUUUGACCAGAUUCGCUACAUUUCUCAGACGCAGGGUAUGCCAGGAGAGCAUCUGUUAAAUGUGGGGACGAAGACCUCUCGCUUCUUUUGCCGGGAGUCAGACUCACCGUAUGCUGGCUGGAGACUUAAAUCCACAGAAGAGCAUGAGACCGAGACGGGGCUGAAAUCAAAAGAGGCCAGGAAGUACAUCUUCAGCUGUUUGGAUGACAUAGCGCAUGUGAAUCUAGUGAUGAAUCUGGAAGGCUGUGAUUUGUUGGCAGAGAAAGUUGAUCGUGCAGAGUUUGUGGGUUUGCUGAAGAAGAUGUUGUUGAUAGAUGCUGAGGAAAGAAUUGCCCCAAGUGACGCCCUUAGCCAUCCCUUUGUUACCAUGCAGCACAUACUAGACUUCCCCCACAGCAACCAUGUCAAAUCCUGUUUUCACAUCAUGGACGUGUGCUGCUCACGACCAGGCAGUUAUGAGUCCCUCAGCCGGACCAAGGCUCAGUUUGUCAGGACUGUCCCAAGCACUGGAGCAGCGCCCAACCUUACCCUGCCCUUCUGCAAGGUGACUGGCAUUCACACUCAGGCUUUAGGCUCAUCUGCCCCAUCAGUGAUGCAUCCUGGAAUCCCUCUCCAGACAGGAAGUGCACAGUUUGGUGACUCUUUCCAACAGGCGCUUAUUCUCUGUCCCCCAACCAUUCAAGGUCUCCCACCUAACCCAAAUAAGCCAGCGGGAUUCUCUGUGCGCAUGGAGAGCACAGUACCACUGGUGACACAAGCCUCUGCCAUCCAGCCUCUUCAGAUCAGACCAGGGGUCAUUACACAGCAGGCGUGGUCAAAUCGUCCUCAGCAAAUCCUGGUGCCCACCUGGCCUCAGGUGGCCCCUUCAGCAGCGACAUUGGCCUCAGACACAGUGGCAGGUCCGCAGAGACUAGCAGAAUGGGGGAAAGUUCAUUCCCAUGGCAACCAUUACAGCUCCAUGAUGCCCCACCAGCCGCUGUUAACAAACCCAAUGGCCAUGUCUGCUCACCAGCCUAUCAGCAUAGGGAUAGCUCAUGUGGUGUGGCCACAGCCAGCUGCUAACAAGAGAAAUAAACCAUCUUCAAACAGAAGUAACAACUUCAUGCACAGCACCAAUUCCCAAAACUCAUCAUGCCAGUCCCCAAAGAUGGUAGACGGUGCCAAAAACACAGAGGAAGAGGCAGCAGAAUGUGUAGUAGAGGUGGUGCCAGAGGAGGAGCCUACAUACUGUAAGGCGAAACAAGAGUACGAGGAAUCGACUGUGUCUCAGAAGCAGAGGCAGACCAUUGUGAUCGCUGACUCUCCCAGUCCUGCUGGCAGCGUCAUCAGUAUCAGCAGUGGUACAGAUGAGGAGGGGCCGGACUCUCAGAAACAUUCACUAGAGUGUAAAGGUAGUCCGGAGUGUGAGGCAUGUAAGAGCACCCUCAAUAUGGAGCGGGUUUGUUCCCUGAGCAGUCCCGAUUCAACCCUUAGUACCAGUUCAUCAGCUUCAGAGCAGUCCAGCUCCUCCCCCUGCAAGAGACCCAACAGUAUGUCAGAUGAUGAGCGCGAAAGUGGAUGUGAUACGGUGGAUGGCUCGCCUGCGUCGGUGUCCUCCAGUCGAGCUGACAGCCCCUUCCUGGAGGCCACCUAUAUUAAUGACAACAACCAGAACUGCAAAGCCAAUAGAACUACAGAGACCGAGUCUGCCAAGCUGCCCAUCCGCACCAUGGUGGUGCCGCCCAUGCGGGUUCAGAAUAAUGAGCUGAUGGGCCGCAAAGUUAUAGAGCCAUCAUGCCCACCCAAAGGCCGCAGUGGUUCCAACAGACAGCCGCCCUACUCAACAUUACUGGUGAACCACCAACGGAAGACCACACAGGCUUUCCCACCCCUGCAGCACUCUCAACACCAGCUCUCCUUUGGACAGGUCCAGCAUUAUGGCUCAUCCCACCAGGAGUGGAACGGCAACUACAGCCACCGCCGCCCUCAAGCAUUCAUCCCGCCCACCGUACAUGGCCACACCUUCACUCUGCCUCAUGCUAGUCCCACCCACACAGCCCACCCUCCUCAAUCACACCUGGGCAUCCACCCUCACACCCAGCCAACUUUACUGUCCUACCCCCCUUCAGGCCCCCUGGUGACAAAUGCCCCCAUGGCCCACCUCUUGGCUUCACCUGGGUCCACACGGAAUCACGUCUUUCAAACGGCAUAUGGCCUCUCCCAUCCGGCAGGCCACCUCGUGCACCAGGUCACUGUGGGGCUCAACCGCCUCUUGCCCUCACCCACCCUCCACCCUCAAGGCCAAUUCAAGCCCCUGUUCCCGCCACACUCCUUCAUCGCAUCACCCGCAUACGCAGGCUUCCCCCUCAGUCCCACCAAACUAAACCAAUACCCAUACAUCUAGAGACUCGCUCUGCAACCCUAUGGCAGGCGUGGUGCCAGGCUCUCUGUAGAAACCACCCGAAGCCAUGGCACAAGAAAGAAAGGAAGCAGUUUCUCUGAAUCACACAGACUUCAGUGCAAUUAAAAUUAGCUUUAAAAAGGAAACGUUUGGAAAGUCUUUAGCAUGUAGAUAAAGAAUGUGCACGGUUGAGAAGCAAGAGAUUGGAUAAAUAAGAAAAAAAACUGUUUUGCACAUUUGAUUACCUUAUCGGAUUUUCAGAUCUUCAGAUUUGAACGCUCCUCUAAUGAAUAUCAACAAUGGAUGGUGUCCAAAAUCAUGUGAUCGUCAACUUAUUUUUAUACAUUGCCUUUACCUUGUAUACAACACAUCUUUGUUUGUAAAGACAGCCCAGUGUGGUGUUCACAACUGAUGAAAUGUGUCCACUUGCCGUGUUUUCUUGCGUUCCAAGUAUUUGUACUUUUCUCGGUGUCUUUGGUGUCGUUUGGAAUGGAGUCUCCUAAAAGAGUCGUUCAUCACAUUCUGCAUGUGUUGCAUGAUGUUGAUCAGAGAGAAGCCUAUAGGGGCUCUUUGUGUCGAGAGGCUCGCUGCAUUGUUGUCCCCAGCCAUAGUGCCUUAUAUAUAUCGGCAGUUGUUUGUUCUACUACACUCUCUCUGUGUGUAUACAAUGUGUUUGUGUGUGUACGUGUCCUGGACUGCAGCACUUGCAAUUCGAAUCAGUCCAUGCAUUCUUUUUGUGUGAGUGUGUGUGUGUGUGUAAUGUAUAUACACACUGGUGUUUUAUUUCAUGCAUAGAUAGGCAUCAAUGUACUGCAUUGCACAAACUGCAGUGCUUAUUUUUGGAUCCAAUGUAUAUUUGAGAUGUAGUGAGUUACUUUUCGUUACUUCAUAGGAGAACAGCCAGCUUUUGCUGCUGCGAAUGCUUGCUGUUGAUUUUGUUGUUUUGAUCAAAUUUUUGUUGUUGUUGUUAUCUUGAAUUUAUUAGUUGUGUAGAGAAUUCUUUGAAUUUCUAUUGAGAAAAGUCUACAAAUCUAACAGUAUUUGUACUGUUUAGUAAAACUGCAAUACAAUCUAUAUAGUUAAAGGUUUGUUUUUCUUUUUGUCUGUGUAUUUAGUUCUUCGGGUUUGUGUGUGUUUGUGUUUUGUGUGGUGGGCAUGGCUUCGACUAGAUGAAGACACAAAUGCAACUAUCGGUCUUUGAUUCAGGGUCAUGGAUUCAUCUUAGCCUGAGCAGACCAUGCAGUAUUUGAUGUAUAGACACAUAUGAGUAUAUAUAUAUACAUAUAAUAGAGCUAGUAUUUUUAGUGCUGAAGCUUGACACGGUUUAAGGUGUGAAAUUAUCAUUUAUGCAUGUGUGAAUUGAUUUUUUUUUCUUAAUUAUACCAUUAUAUCAUAUGUUGAAAGCUUGUUGGUGUCAACUGCAUUUUAUACAUUCCGUCAGGGAGAAUAAAUAUAUUGUGUGUUUAUAU
Molecule: messenger RNA, 5548 nt
Organism: Rhinichthys klamathensis goyatoka
Lineage: Eukaryota; Metazoa; Chordata; Actinopteri; Cypriniformes; Leuciscidae
Gene: hipk3b
Product: homeodomain interacting protein kinase 3b
Exons: 16
Coding region: 324-4082 (1252 amino acids)
Biological process (GO): peptidyl-serine phosphorylation; peptidyl-threonine phosphorylation
Cellular component (GO): PML body; cytoplasm; nucleus
Molecular function (GO): protein tyrosine kinase activity; protein serine/threonine kinase activity; ATP binding
Source: RefSeq, a predicted model, not a curated record